AUGGGCUGCAAGAGUUCCAAGACGAGGAGGGAAAGGCGGAGGGGGUCAACAGAGACUCCGGAAGACGCCGCGCCUUCGGAGCUGGUGGGCAGUGUUGACCCCUUAGAGCCCGUCACGGUGCGCGUAAGCGAGCCGGUGCAGCCGCGUGCUGCGGUGGGCACCAAUGUCGGGGGGGAUGAGGGGGAGCCGGAAUCGCCAGCGCAGCAGUCGUCUGAAGCUUCUGUUGCUUUCGUCAAUGCGCCUAAUGAUUCGAUUUACACAGCACAGUCACCGUUAGAGUUCGCUGCGAAUCCGCAGAGUGACGGUGGUGCUCUAGAGGAGGCCGACAACGUCUCCAAGAACCUCAACGUGGAGCCGGACCAGCCUGCAAGCCGCACCUCGUCAUCCAAGAAGCCGCAGCCCAAGCGAGACGAGGCGAGCGCCGGCAAUCAGAUCCACUCGGAAGUGGAGAGCCACCACAGUGCGGAGAAGGCGACGGCGGACGAGUGGGAGGUGGAGCUCUCGCUGCCCCGCUCAGCCCCGCCACUGGCGCAGGUGCAGCAACCGGAAGCCGCGCCCGUACCGCCACUGGCAGCGACACCAGCGCUGUACGACGAGGAGGCGACAACGCCGCUCGGCAUGGAGAGCAUCCCGGAGCCGACACCAAAGCGCCAGACACCACGCUCGCGGCCGCCGUCAGAUAUCGCAACGCGUCAGCACGCGAGGGCGGUGGCGUCGUCGAAUGCCUCCGCCUCCGCACCGCGCCGUUACUCUCGGAAGUCAAGCGUCGGGGGGUCUUCGUCUGGUACUGUGCGGCCGUCAGGGCGGUCAUCGCACCGCGCUAUGCUUCAACCACGGGCGCAUAACGGUGGGAGGCCGCCGGUUCGCCAGGACUGCGGCGCUCAAGCAGAGGCCGCGUCCUUUCCGCAGUACGCCGUCUGCGGAGACGACUAUCGCGCCUCUGCUGCGGCGCCGCUGUCGCCGACUGCGUCUUUGGUCUCGGCUUCAGCAACACCCGUCAUUCGUGAAGAGUUGAUACCGAAUACCGAGGUGUCUGAACGCAUGGUGGCAGACUACCACUCUCCCGACGCCAACCACGACGAGGUGGCAUUGCUACAGAGCGCGGGCCGGUUGGCCUACCGUGAGAGCCCGGCUGACCUGCGCAUGUCAUUCUUACAGCGGCCGCCUAAGCCGGUGUCUCAACGGUGGUGGCGCGGGUUUACCUCUCCUAUCCCGUACCGUCGCGGCUACACGAACCCGACCCCUGGCGCCGGCCCUCAGGCGCACCGCCCAUCAACGACGUACAUGCCCCCGCCCACCGCGUACAUCAUGAGGGCUCCCGGCGCUGCGCCGCCGCGGCUUUCGUUCGACCCGUCGGCGCUUGCCGCCAUGGAGGCGCCCAACACUAGGCUCGUCCAAGCCCCCAUACUGCGCCUAGCCGACACCUACACGGGCACGGCGACGUCAAUGUCUGCUAACAGUGGGGGCAAUGAGGAGUCAACUCCCACGUCGCAGCACUCUGCGGCGACGUCGAUGUCGGCGCUAAGCGCAUCACGACUUUCAGGAUCGGGGGCGGACGCGUACAUUUAUGAGGGGCCGGAGAAGUUUCCACCGUCAUACCUAUCUGAGCUCGUGUACACCCCCGCCGCGCCGGCAGCAGGAGCGACUGGUGCUGCGGCGGCGGUGACACAGCCAUCGUUAGGCGCUGGCUUUUUGCACUCGCACAGCAGCCAGCGACCAAGGCUGGCCAACCCAGCACCUCGAGCCCAGCAGCAACAGCGCUCUUCCGAAGGCCUUUAUGCUACUGAGCAACCUCCGCAGAAACACCUGUUUAGUCGCUCAGGCCUGCGAGUGAGAGCCGCGGUAAAUCGUGCGGCGAAUCACUAUGGCUACGACGUCGACGCCGUUGACGCGGAGGGCUCGUGCGACACGGCGUCAGAGCUAUAUGUGUACAGCUAA
This is a messenger RNA of Leishmania braziliensis MHOM/BR/75/M2904, 1938 nucleotides long. RefSeq lists its product as hypothetical. The coding region runs from base 1 to 1938 and encodes 645 amino acids. The transcript has a single exon. The record is from RefSeq and is a predicted model, not a curated record. NCBI's taxonomy places the organism in Eukaryota, Euglenozoa, Kinetoplastea, Trypanosomatida, Trypanosomatidae.